GAGCCAUGGCAUGACGAGAGAGACAAAAACGGGUAACCAGCAAACAGGACAACAGGCGACAUCGACACGAUAUCGAAUGGAGAUAUUUCUGUUGUUUGGGUGGCCGUGGAAAUGGAAGGAGGGGACAAACGUCAUCCGUGACUGAGUGUGGAAUGAGAUGCCUCGACGUGGUCGAAUCUUUAUCGCCAUUUCAUAGUCUCCCAGUUUCGCCUUUCUCCAACCUCCAUUCUACCCCGUGUCCCUUUCCAGCUCCCUCCCUCUUCGUCCAUGUCUCUUGCAGAUUUUUCGGCAAAAUGGCUAACCAAAUCCGCUGAACAGCUCAUCUCUAUCAUCACCUCCAUCGUUUUCCUCGUUCUUGAUUUCCUGGACACUGUUUUUUGCCUGAUAUAUAAAUACCUUGAUGAACAUAUUGAAGGGGAUGCCCCCACGUGUUGCUGCGGAAACAGGGGUAAGCACAAGGAGAACUCGAAAGAUGAUAAGGACGAUGAAUUAUCAGAUACCUUUUACAGGAGAAAAAACUUGUUCAGGGACAUGGGUUUCCUUCGAAUUGGAAGGAAACAACUGGAAGAAUCUGAGAGAAAAUUCGGGGGAGGUAGGUGGUCGAUGAACCGUUGGUCUGAUUGUGGGUGCGAGUCGUGCCUUUCGUGGGUGAGUGAUGGUGAUCACAGACUUCAUUUUGUGGUGAAAGAGCCCUCGAUAGCUGCUGACGAGAACUGCAAGGGAAUGCCCUCUGAGAAUGUGGUUUUUUUGCAUGGGUUUCUCUGUUCUUCGUCGUUCUGGACACAAACAGUAUUCCCAAAUCUUUCUGAACAAGCAAAGCAGAAUUACCGAUUGAUUGCGGUGGAUCUGCUAGGAUUUGGUAGGAGCCCCAAGCCAAGAAAUUGUUCCUACACUUUGAGGGAUCAUGUGGGAAUGAUAGAGAAAUCUGUGGUUCACCCAUUGAAUUUAAGUUCUUUUCAUCUGGUUGCACACUCUAUGGGUUGUAUAAUUGCACUGGCUUUGGCUGCAAAGUACCCCAGGUGUGUUAAAUCCAUCACCAUUGUUGCCCCUCCAUACUUUCCUUCUGGGGGAAACGAUGCUAGUUUAAAUGCACUCACAAAACUUGCUGGCAAGAAACUGUGGCCGCCAUUGGCAUUCGGUUCUUCCUUCAUGUCGUGGUAUGAGCACUUGGGUCGAUUUGUUUGCCUCAUCUUUUGCAGAAAUCACAGGAUAUGGGAGAAAAUUAUCAAGUUCGUUACUUUCAAGAGGGAUCUUCAUUUCUUGACCAUAGACUUGACCAGGCACACCCAUCAAUCAGCUUGGAGCUCCAUGCACAAUGUGAUUUGCGGGGGCGCGAAAUUUUUGGAUAGUUACCUGGAAGUUUUGAGUGAAGCUGGGGUCAGAAUAAAUGUGAUUCGAGGUGACAGAGAUGGUGUUGUCCCGUCGGAGUGCUGCUAUAACUUGAAGCUGAAGGCUCCAAAAGCUGAGAUGAGCACCGUAAGAAAUACAGAUCAUGGCACCGUAAUUUUUGGCAGAGAGAAGGAAUUUGCUCAUUACCUGGAGGAUAUAUGGGCAUCUUGCUGAUGUAGUAAUGUACAAAUAUAAGAUGUUACUAAAAUACAGGCUCUUGGAGGAUCCGUUUAGAUAGGAAGGUUGAGAAGGCUUGCCUUGGAGGUUCCAAUAAAUUGGGAACUUGACAUAUUGUAUAAUAUUUCAAAUUUAAACCUUCUGUUUUAAAAAGAAGAAUAAGUGAAAUGAAGCAGAACAUCGAGAAAAA
Messenger RNA from Prosopis cineraria, 1756 nucleotides. Its product is annotated as probable lysophospholipase BODYGUARD 4. The transcript has 4 exons. The record is from RefSeq and is a predicted model, not a curated record. Lineage: Eukaryota; Viridiplantae; Streptophyta; Magnoliopsida; Fabales; Fabaceae. Bases 268 to 1563 code for a protein of 431 amino acids.